Molecule: messenger RNA, 1200 nt
Organism: Rhodotorula toruloides NP11
Lineage: Eukaryota; Fungi; Basidiomycota; Microbotryomycetes; Sporidiobolales; Sporidiobolaceae
Exons: 3
Coding region: 1-1200 (399 amino acids)
Source: RefSeq, a predicted model, not a curated record
AUGUCUUCGCCUACCUCGACCCCGAGCCACUUUGACAGGCUGCCGACCGAGCUGCUCAAGCACAUCGUGGUUCUUGUGCACAAGCAGGACCAAGAAUUUCGCAAGAGUGGCAUGGGAGGGACACGCGUAACGGAUCCUUCGAAGAAGAGGAAGAGGGUCUACGACAGCGACUCCGAAGACCUGGACUCGCCACCUCCGGUCAUCAGGGACAGCAAGUUCAGUACGUGGCACGGUCGCGGCCUGCACGCUAUCUCGCUCCUCAACAAGCGUUUGCGCGAGCUGUGUCUCCCGUUUCUCUGUCCGGUCGCCAAAGCUCAGCAGUUUGCCUCCGGUCUCUACCGCUUCGGCGUCAUCCCGCAAGCCAUCCUCAACGGAGUCCGCCGCAUCGACCUGCACACCGCGUCCCUGUCUAAAUACGUCGCCGCAGCUGUCGCCCUUCCGCAACUUCCGAACGUCGACACGCUCGAAAUUUCGUUGCGACACCAGCUCGCCUCAGAUAUGCGCGCCCCGCCGUUAGAGUGGGACGACUUGCUGAGCGAUGACGCGACCUGGCCGGACGAGGCUCGCUUUCCCGCGUUGCGGGACUUCAGUACGAAGUCCUUGUCGUGGUCGGUCUUCCAUUUCGUCGAGAAGUGUAUGGCACGACUCGUCAAGCUCGAUGUCUUCUUUCCCACCGUCAUGGAGCCAUCCGACCCUCUGCCUUCAUCUCCGACCUUGCACCACCUCGAAGCGCUCAGCAUCACCGGUCCGCUCCACGCCUUCGCCAUACUCGCGCAGCUCAGCCUGCCGAGGGUCAGGACCAUCGAUCUCACCUUCGCCCUCUUCGACUGGGACGCAACCUUGGACUGCACUGCGAUUCUCCCGCCAGACAUUCUCUUCGCUCGUCGCGUCAGCCUCCGUAUUGCGACGCCGCCGACCACCCGCCUCAAGAACGUCGAGGCGUUCGCCAACUGGUGCGAGCGGCGCGACAUCGACUUGUCCUGGACGCCCGGCAGCCGCCUCGCCGUCUUCGAUCAACCUUUGACCAUCUCCGCAGACGAUACCUGCAUGUCGAACACCGCCGACGCCGUUCUCGAUACGCUCGCAUGGGCUUCCGACCAUGGCAAGCGACUUUGCGACGUGGGCGACGCCGCAGGCCUGCGAGAACUCGCCGAGCUCGUCAAACCGCUCUGCGAGAGGCGGAUCAUCGAGGAGAUGUAG